Molecule: messenger RNA, 1204 nt
Organism: Ipomoea nil (Japanese morning glory)
Lineage: Eukaryota; Viridiplantae; Streptophyta; Magnoliopsida; Solanales; Convolvulaceae
Exons: 2
Coding region: 84-1115 (343 amino acids)
Source: RefSeq, a predicted model, not a curated record
CAGAGAGGUGAACUCCUUUGCAUCAUUAUUGCUUAAUUAAACUCCAUUCUUGGCUUCUUCUUCUUUGCUUAGCUUGCUUAAAGAUGGCAAAAAUGGAGGCAUUUGCUGCAAUCUUUGUUCUCUUCUUUCUGACUAGUUUUGUGAUGAUGAAAGGUGAAGUUGCCUAUCAUAAGGUUGACCAUGUCACGUGCAGUAAUCGUGGAAGUAAAUGCUUUCUCAAGUACUUAACUUGCCCAUAUCAGUGCCCACAAACUCACCCCAAAGAUCCCACUGCUCAAGCCUGCUUUCUUGAUUGUUACUCCCCUAAAUGUGAAGCUGUCUGCAAAAGUAGAAAACCAAACUGCGACGGUCCCGGAGCAGCCUGUUACGACCCACGGUUCGUCGGCGGCGACGGCAUUGUUUUCUACUUUCACGGCAAGAAAAACGAGCACUUCACCUUAAUAUCAGACACCAAUCUUCAAAUCAACGCCCGUUUCAUCGGCCUUCGUCCCCUCAACAGAACUCGAGAUUUCACAUGGAUCCAAGGUUUAGGCAUAAUGUUCGGCUCCCACAACUUCACCAUCGCCGCCGCCGCCGCGGAGAACUGGGACGACCAAACCGACCACCUAGAAUUCCGCUACGACGGCGAGCCCGCCGUGAUCCCGCAAGGCCAAUCCUCCGAGUGGACUUCCCCCGACGGAAGCCUGAAACUGGAGAGGACGUUUCCGAGGAACAGCGCGACGGUCACCGUCUCCGACAUCGCCGAGGUAUCGGCUAACGUUGUUCCGGUGACGGAACAGGAAAACGCGAUUCACGGCUACGGGAUACCGGCUAACGACAGCUUUGCGCACUUGGAAGUGCAGUUCAGAUUCUUCAGUUUGUCGCCUAAGGUUGACGGGAUUCUCGGCCGGACUUACCGGCCGGAUUUCCAGAAUCCGGCGAAGCCUGGAGUCGAAAUGCCGGUCGUCGGCGGCGAAGAUAAGUUCAGGACUAGUUCGCUUCUCGCGGCGGACUGCAAUUCUUGUUUUUUCGCUCCCGGAAAUGUGACCGCCGACGUAGAGAGGGAAUACUACGGGACGGUUGACUGCGCCACCGGAGGGACCGACGGCGGAUAUGGAAUUAUGUGUAAGAAGUGAUCAUCGUAUAGUAUUUUCUUCCUUGUUAAAAUAAAGUGAAGAUUAUGUAACCAAAUGAUAAUUAGUUGGGUACUUAAUCUUUUGUUUAA